Messenger RNA from Fusarium oxysporum Fo47, 1842 nucleotides. RefSeq lists its product as uncharacterized. Lineage: Eukaryota; Fungi; Ascomycota; Sordariomycetes; Hypocreales; Nectriaceae. The record is from RefSeq and is a predicted model, not a curated record. Bases 1 to 1737 code for a protein of 578 amino acids. The transcript is spliced from 5 exons.
AUGGAAGGCGAACGACUUCUUGAAAAGCUAUGGCGCGAGCCUACAGAAGAGAGUCUACAGUGCUUGCAGUGUCAGAAGUUAUUCUCAGGCAGCCCUCUUAUUCGUAUAUUCCGCAUUGCGCAGGCAGGCCCGGGUCGCCCUGGUUCCAGCGCCCUGGUUUCUACGUCCCGAGGCGAUAUUAUCCUCUUCGACCGACAUAUGGACUGUGUAGUCAGCUCCAAGAUCCUCUUCUCAGCAGUACGGCAGCAACAAAAAACAGUGCCAGAGGCGCCAGAAGUAGCCCGUUAUGUUCUAGACAUCUUGGCUAGAAUUUACAACGGAAUCGAAAGACCUGGAUACGAGGCCAGAGAGCUCUGGUUGGACUACAUAAGCGUGCCGCAAUGGUCCGACGCUCUGUGGAGUAUUAUCCUUCCCAUCAUGGAUAAGCUCUUUAGCACAGCCGAGACAACUGUCCUGUACUUCAAUGAUGUGAGCGCCAAUGUGGUAAAUGAGCUCUACAAAGACAAGCGGACUCCGGAACGCCUCAGUUCAGUCAUUUCAGUCUGCAACUCCAAAUACUUCAAGCGCAUCUGGACCGCCGUGGAGUUCAUCAGAAGUGAGCGUGUCAGAAUGAUGAUCAGCAACUAUACUUACUUUCCCGACCUUGAUGACCCUGCAUCCCUGGGCGAGGUCUUCAAAGGCUGGAAGGAUGAGGUUCGUCAAUAUGAAAAGGUCCAUGAUCUGGAACGAAAGGUCCAAAUGGGCAAAAGUCAAGUCCCAUGGAGUCUUGGUACACUGAAAUCGGCAAAGUUGCUGAAGAGGAUGAACUUUGCCAUGGCAACUGCUCUGCUUUUCACGAGAGGAGGGAUAAUUCGUGCAAGGUCCUUCAAACUGCGCAGUUCUGAUUUCAAGACAGAGUACUAUCGAAUUGCAUGGGAAUACCUGAAAGUGAGAGACUACUCUCCGCUGUUGAUAACCCCUUUUAUGGGAGCGAUCGAAAGAAGAGGUCCUGGCCACUGGUCUGAAUUUGGCCACAGUAACGUUUUCACUUGGCAGUUGGGACAGGAAGUGAAUCCGCCAACACUGGGUAAAUACACAAGUUUUGACGAUUCGGAGCACCUUUCGAUAGUUGCCAGACCAGAGCGGGGAUUGAUGACACAAGGCUUCUCGUCUGCUGCGAAGCUAGCUUUGGAGAUUGAUGGACCAGAUGUCAGAGACUCUAUUGCUGCCCUGGGAAGAACUCAUCCAGGGAAUGUGUCGACCAGCAUGGAAAUCCUGGAAGAGAAGAACGAAGUGAAUUAUCUGCAGAGAGUUCUGAACAAGCUCUACAGCAGCCCAGAAAUUCCAUCCUGGCCAACGGAUGGCAAGGAUAACAUCAAAUGGCUCGGAGACGUGCUAUACUUCUCCAAAUUCCGACCUGGCGAUGAUCAGACCGCGCUGGGAGACAAUGCAGCAAGGUACGGAACAAUCCACUGCCGACCGCAUGACUACACUAUGCCACAACAGCUGUACCCCAGUGACAAUUCUAUGAUGCCCCAGAAGAGAGGCUAUCACAGCCGUACUACACGGAACUCAGAAGACAACAUCACAGCUCACUACUUCCGGGCCAGCAAGUAUUUGCUACUGACAGAGCGCAAAUUCCGAGGGGACAUAAACAAUCCGAGCCAGCAUAGUCUAAUGACCAAAACACCAAUACUGAGCCAAGCUUGUGACCUUACAGACAGCAUAGUGGAAGCGAUGAUAACGUCCACAGGUUAGACUAUCUUAUGAUGGUGUUUAGGAUGAGGAUGCUCUAAGUUGGGAAUAUACAUAGGGUCACUUCAGAGGCUUUAUAAAGCCUAUAUGUUAGAACCUAAAUAGCAG